Molecule: messenger RNA, 3211 nt
Organism: Juglans regia (Persian walnut)
Lineage: Eukaryota; Viridiplantae; Streptophyta; Magnoliopsida; Fagales; Juglandaceae
Product: disease resistance protein RPP13-like
Exons: 2
Coding region: 194-2899 (901 amino acids)
Biological process (GO): defense response to other organism
Molecular function (GO): ADP binding
Source: RefSeq, a predicted model, not a curated record
UGAGCUAGUCAUUGAUACGAAGAUAUCAUGGAAAUUGCCCCAAAAGACUUUCUUUUUUCUCUACCCACCCGGCGAGUCAUUCUUCUACAGGAUAUCUCACAAAUGACAAAUCUUUAUUUCUGAUCGAUGCUUUUCUUUUCUUUUUCUUUUUCUUUUUCUUUGUUAAUACAUGUGCCUUCCAAACUGAGCAAGAAUGGGGGAGAGUAUUUGUAGUUUCGUGCUAGAGAAAUUGUCGUGGGUAUUUGAACAAAAAGAAAAACUCUUUGGUGGAGGGCAGGAUGAAUUCGUUUCGUUUAAUAGUGACCUAAAUCUGGCAGAAGCAUUUAUCAACGAAUGCAGGAGAAAACACAACGAGCAUGAAUUACUGACAGAGGCAAGGUGGCAAUUAAGGGACAUUGCUCACGAGGCUGAGGAUGUGAUGGACACAUUGAAGUUCGAAGACCAGAGGAGGAGGAACUUGGUGUGGAAGAUAAUCCGUUUUGUUAGCUACCCAAUGAUGUGUCAUGAUGCAGCAAAGAAGAUAGAGGGCUUCAACCAUAAAAUCAAUCAAAUCCGGAACCUUGUACAAAGUCACGAAGCGAAAGCUACUCCAGUUGCAGCGGUGGACCUUGCACUGGAAAGACAUAGGAGGGUCGUCAACGAAAAAGACGUGGUAGGCUUUGCUAUUGACUCUAAAUUGGAGAAGCAGCUUAUGGAAGGGGAUUCAAAGCUUGGUGUCAUUUCAAUCAUCGGCAUGGGAGGGUCGGGUAAGACCACUCUUGCCUGGAAGAUCUACAAUACUCUUCUCGUCGAGGGGCACUUUGUUUGCGGUAUAUGGGUGCAUGCAUCUUACCAAUUCAGAACCAAAGACUUGCUGCGGGAAAUGUUAAGGUUUGCGAUACGAGGGUCUUAUGAAUCCAUUAAUGGGGCACUCGAAGAUACUCAGAGGAAAAAAACGAAGAGGUCGAUGAAGGAAAUCAGAGGUAUGAGUGAAGACGAAGUGGAAGAGAAUUUAUCCAAAUACUUGGAAGGAAAGAGGUACCUAGUAGUCAUCGACAACAUCUGGACAACCAAUGGUUGGAAUGAGCUAAUUGCGGCUUUUCCUGAUAACUCAAACGGAAGCAGAAUAUUGAUCACCAGCCGUAUAAAAAGGGUGGCUUCAGCUAUAAGCCUUAGUACUCCCCACUUUCCCCCAAUUCUCGAUGAAGAUGAAAGCUGGGAACUCUUUAGGAAGAAGGUACUCAGAAGAGAGAAAUUUCUUCUCGAGUCAGAAGAUUUGCGAAGAAUCGUUAAAAGUUGCGAAGGCUUCCCACUUUCAAUUGUGGAAUUAGGGGGUCUUGCAGCAGUCGGUGAGAUCAUGACAAACCUAGCACUGUCCGAAUAUGGUGGCAAUGUAAAUUCCUAUCUUUAUAGUAAGACAAGUUGCAAGGACAUACUGUCCUUGAGCUACACCCACCUGUCGCAGCACUUGAAAUCAUUGUUUUUGUACUUUGGAGUAUACCCAGAAGAAUUUGAGAUCCCUGUAAGGCAAUUGAUCCAACUUUGGAUAGCCGAGGGAUUCAUAGAGAAUACUGGCUCUAGAAACAAAGAGGAUGUUGCCAAAAACUACUUCGAUGAGCUGUGUGAUCAAAGCUUGAUCCGAGUGGCAAGCAGGAGGACAUAUCGAGGAGCAAAGACAUGUCGUAUUCAUGCUCUUCUACGACACAUCUCCAUUUGCGAGGGCAAAGAAGAGAAGUUUCUUGAGGUACUUAGACACGUUAAUCUUUUAUCCGAGAACAAAUCCCGUAGAAUUUCCGUCCAAUAUUGUAGCACUCCUCGUUAUAUUUCUUCAAAUCUCUUUUGUGCUACUCGUGCCCGCUCUUUGUUGUUUUUUCGCCAAAAGGAAUUUGGCUUCGAGUCAUCCAACAAAAACAAGCAGACCUACGGCGACCUUGAUCCAAACCAUUGGAAAUGGGUCCACGAGAAUUUCUGCUUGGUUCGGGUGCUUCAUUUUGGUCAACUAAAUAUUUACUCCAUUCCGUCAAAUAUAGAAGAGUUGAUCUGUUUGAGGUACUUGAGAAUAAAGUCUGAUGUUCUCAAAGUAAUUCCAGCUUCCAUUUGCAAUCUUAAGCACCUAGAAACCCUUGACCUGAAAGGUACUUUUCUGAAUUGCUUGCCUAUAGGGAUAUGGAAUCUCAGAAAUCUUAGAAAUCUGUACAUGUCUGGGCCAGUGAGUUUACCUAACCAAUUGAACCCAGACGUCAAAGCUCUUUGGAAGCUCCAAGUCCUUUCGACUGUAUCCCUUAACCCACAAAAUGUGAGCCUCAUUGUUCAAUCUGAACUCUUAAGAAAAAUAGGAAUAUGGUUUGCUUCGGACGACAGCAAUUGCAGAGCCGUUGAGGUUUUGGCAGAGCUCCACGAUUUACCUCAUCUUCAAACAUUGAAAGUCGUAAAUUGCUCAGAAGGUCUCCGUCUUCACCGUCUUCCUCCCCGUCUUCCGACUUCAUUUCCAUCAACAAUCACCAAGAUCACCUUAAGACAAGUGUGCUUAAAAGGCCGCCGCGACAUGAGUGUGCUGGGGAAGCUUCCCAAUCUUUAUAUACUGAAACUACAGAGUUGCUUGAUUUCUAGUAAGCUCACAUUCUUUGCAGAUUCGUUCCCUCGUCUUGAAGUUCUUAAAUUGGAAAAAUUGAAAAUUAAGAGAUGGAAGCAGAGGAGACGCGCAAUGCCAUGCCUCAGGCAUUUGGUCAUCAAACGUUGCACUAACUUGAACGUGCUCCCCUCGAGACUAUGGAGUUCGAGUGCUAUGCAAGAUGUGGAGGUGUUAUGGAGCAACUUGGAAUUGGUAACCCUUCUUCAGGAAUCGCAGAGGAAUCUUGGGUUUAAUCUGCACAUCUGUCCACCUCCGGAUGACGAGUUUUAUCAAAGAAGGGCUGUAUAACGGUGGCUUUACCCUGAGAGCUGGAGUUCAGACAACUUCCGUGGAAUUGGACAAUGGUGUUCCUUUCAAUUGCUGCUACAACUUUCUUCCCUGCAAGGGUUUGGAGGGGAAGAAAAGGCUAUGGUUUCCUCCGAGUUGCUUUUCUUUUGAUUAUUGUGGAAUGAUUUGGUUUGAAUCCGCUUGAAUGUCCUCAUUUUCCUACUCUUUAUACUUUGUAUCCCCAGCUUCCUACUUGUAGGGUCCAUCACUUCGAAUUUGGGAUAUUGUAACUUAUGUUUGGGUUACUUUUAAAUACAAAUCUUGAACGACUUU